Messenger RNA from Trichosurus vulpecula (common brushtail), 1292 nucleotides. RefSeq names its product rho guanine nucleotide exchange factor 7-like. Lineage: Eukaryota; Metazoa; Chordata; Mammalia; Diprotodontia; Phalangeridae. The coding region runs from base 1 to 774 and encodes 257 amino acids. The record is from RefSeq and is a predicted model, not a curated record. The transcript has 8 exons.
AUGAACAGACCCCUCUCCCAGCAGGAGGCAGCUGAGAGGUACCUGGUGCUCUUUCCUUCCCACGUUCUCAUUCUGUCGCUGGCCCCUGGGCAUCAAACUUUUGUCUACCAGGGACUUCUUCCCCUCACAGGGCUGAGGGUGAGAGAGCACCAGGGUAGCCAGACUGGGCUUGACAUCUUUGGUUCCAUGAUUGAGACCAGGACCAUCUUCUGUGGGACCCCCGACAAGUGCCAGCUCUGGGUUCUUGGGCUCCAGUAUCGAAUACAAGAGUUGAAAGGCCAGAACUCGGGGCCCUGUUCUAGUCCCCUGUCUCUACUGGUUCCCUGUGAUGAGCCCUGGAAGAGGCAGGAGCUCCGAAGUCUCCUCCUCUGCUCUCCUAUCCAGCAGUGGGAGGGAAAGCCCAUCCAGCACAUGGGCCCAGUACAAGCUCUGGUGCCUGUCCAGGUGGCCUCUGCAGGCUCCAGGGAGUUUCAGGAUCGUCUCCUGCUUUUGUUUGCUGAGGACCUGGUGUUCUUGUCUCUGAGCCCUGGAGGCUCCGGCCUCAUCUACCAGGGAAAGCUCCCUCGGUCAGGAAUCCAGGCUCUGGAGAAGUCAGCCAUUCUCGGGAGGCUGGAAUUUGAAAUGACAGGCAACAUAAUGGAGCCAAUCCUGGUGGCCUGCUCGGAAGCAGAGGACUAUGAACUGUGUCUGUUCCACCUGCAGAAGCCCAACACGCAUCUGCCUUCGAUGGCCAGCCAGCCACCGAUUAUUCCCAAAAAGGUGAAGAGGAUAUAAGAGCCAGCCAGGCAGUUCCACCUGCCAGACAGAGCCCCUCUGUCUCUUACAGCAAACCAGCCUCACUCCACCCUCUGCUCAUAAAGCUGGACAUUUCUCAUAGAGACUCUGGAGAAAGGAAACAGGAGGACAUGGGCCCCAACAUCCAGGGCUCUGAGCAAGGGCUCCCACUUCAGGGCCUGGCAACCCCCAAGGAAGCUACUGCUGUAGAUAAAGGGAGGUGGGGCUGCCGCCAGGACAUUGGGCCAUUUUUCUUUUCCUGGAGUCAUUAACCCCUAGCCAGUUCCUGGCACCUGUCCCAGUGGCCCGAGGGGACCCCGCACAUCUUAUGAUGUGCUUUCCAGUCACAGCUGAUAAAGACCCAGACCUCAGGAUGCCCUUCCCUGUUUGUCCAGAUCAGAGAGUAUGUGAAAAGGAGCAAAUGUGAAAUAAAGCCAGAACCUUAGAUAAGGCCCAGAGGCAUUUAUCCUGGGGGCACUGAGGAACCAGUAAAUAUUCUUGAGGCAAGAAAAGCUCCU